GGCUGUCCGACCAAGAUCAAGCCGGAUGGCGACCAGACACCCAGAAUUUGUCCUAGGUGUAACAACGUGUCUGUGACGAGCGCGAAGUCGAGAUUGUGGUUCGAGCUUUGCUGGAUCCCACUUAUCCCAAUGAAGUCCAAUCACAUCUGGAUGUGUUCCAUAUGCCAAUGGAACAUCCCGCUCCAAUCGAACUGGGAACCCGCACGCCCUGGCGGUAAUUUCCAGCCUGGAGGUCGGGGUGUCUUUCAACCCGGGCCCCAGUCUGGGAACAUAAACUUGCCUCCGAACAACUAUCAACCGGGAUACCAGCCAGGCUAUAUCAGCCAUGACCACCAUGCAGGCCAGAAGGGACCUGCUUCUCAGUAA
Messenger RNA from Fomitopsis serialis, 366 nucleotides. RefSeq lists its product as uncharacterized. Lineage: Eukaryota; Fungi; Basidiomycota; Agaricomycetes; Polyporales; Fomitopsidaceae. The transcript has 3 exons. The record is from RefSeq and is a predicted model, not a curated record. The annotation marks the transcript as partial.